GUUAAUAAAGACGGAUCAUCGGCGGUCAGAAACUUUUUAUUUGAAAUUACAGCAGGACGCACCAACACUAGCCAUAUUAGGAGAACUAACUAACAAUAUAAUGAAGUUCCGAUCAAAAAUGAUUGAUGUUGGGUGCUUGAAUCAUUUCACGCGAGUGGUUAAUACCAUAUCCAAACUAACGAAGACAUGCGUCCUGCGACUGACGACUGACAAGCUCUACUUCGUCCUCUCCGGCAAAGUAGCCAGUGGAGGAGUUGGGAUGUGGUGCGAGCUCUCACAGGCCAACUUCUUCGAUGAGUACCAGCUGGAAGGUGUGUCCGCUGACGCCAACGAGAUCUGUCUGGAGAUGGCCCCAGAUAACCUGUCCAGAGCCCUGAGGACAACACAGAACGCCAAGACUGUCAAGAUCAAACUGACCAAGAAGCACUGUCCCUGCCUCACCCUGGCUGCAGAGCUGCCAACACUGUCCAGCAUCAGUAGAGUAGUCACCCAUGACAUCCCAGUAGAUGUGAUUCCCAGAAGAUUGUGGAAUGAGUUCAAGGAGCCCAGUAUGCCAGACUUUGAUGUCAGUAUCUACAUGCCACCACUGAAGACUAUGAAGAAUGUUGUGGACAGAAUGAAGAAUCUCUCCAACUUCCUGGAGAUAGAGGCCAACCUGAGUGGAGAGAUGAACCUGAAGAUUGAGACAGACCUGGUCUCUGUUACAACCCACUUCAAAGACCUCGGGAACCCACCCUGGGGUGAGGACGGUUCUCAGGAGCGGAGCCAGAGCAGGGAUCCAGAGCUGAUGGCCCGUACACGGGUGGACAUCAGGAAGCUGCAGCAAUUCCUUAUGGGACAACAGGUCAACCCCAGCAAGGCCAUGUGUAACAUCAUCCAUAAGAGGAUCAUCCACCUGAUUCUCCUGCAUGAAGACGUGUCCCUGCAGUACUUGAUCCCUGCCGUGGCCUGAGGGCCCACACUUCUGGAUCACCCCCAGGACACUCACUUGGCCUGAUCAGAUGGACCCAAUGUCUAAAUGUUACACUUCUAGUUUGUCAUACUAGCACUUCUAAGACUAGUUUGUCUGUCUUAUAUUUCUGGGCUUGAUAAGUAUUUGAAAUGUUGUUUCAAACUGUAAUUGACAGAGGUCUGCUUCUAACCAUAGGUCUUAUUUACUGAAAUUCAUACUUUAAUGAUGACAUUCCAACAGUAUUUUUUUGUCACUAUGGAGUGUUUUGUAGAUAUGAAAUUUAACAGUUUAUGUUCCAAUGUUGUAUUUUAGACACCUUCAACAAAAUAGGCAAUUGCCGUAUCACUCUACAUGUCUGUAUUAUGUAUUUUUUAUACAAUACAUUGCAUGAUUAUUUUUAAUAUUGUUGAUCACAAUUUGUCAUUUGACUGGCAUUCAAUUGGUAUAUCAAAUUGAUACAAUAAUUAAUUAAUGCCUCUCCAACUUGUCCACCAGGUGGUGCAAUGUGAUCAAAUAAAUAUAAAAUAUUUUCUGUGGCUGA
Molecule: messenger RNA, 1493 nt
Organism: Hypomesus transpacificus
Lineage: Eukaryota; Metazoa; Chordata; Actinopteri; Osmeriformes; Osmeridae
Gene: hus1
Product: HUS1 checkpoint clamp component
Exons: 8
Coding region: 101-952 (283 amino acids)
Biological process (GO): mitotic DNA replication checkpoint signaling; meiotic DNA integrity checkpoint signaling; double-strand break repair via homologous recombination
Cellular component (GO): site of double-strand break; checkpoint clamp complex; nucleolus
Source: RefSeq, a predicted model, not a curated record